Symbiodinium pilosum is the source of this 840-nucleotide messenger RNA. NCBI's taxonomy places the organism in Eukaryota, Dinophyceae, Suessiales, Symbiodiniaceae. The record is from the annotation of a GenBank genome assembly.
AUGUUAUCCCAAGGCAUUUCCAUGGACUUUGCCACUGGUGCGCCCGGCUGGCUUGUCCUGGACACCGUGUGUUCGGCAAUCCUGCUGGUCGAGGUCAUUGUCAAGCUUUAUGUUCUUCAGCCGCGUGUGUACUUCUGCGGUCCUCUUGGAAGAUGGAACGUGUUCGAUAUGGCCUUGUCUGGUACGGCCGUGGUGGAGACAGUGAUGAGCCUCGCAGCAGGUAGCGGAGGCGCUCAGAGUCGGCUUGCUAUGAUGCUUCGCGGUCUUCGCAUCGCAAGGCUGGCGCGCUUGGCGAAGCUGGUUCGCAUGCCUCUCUUGCAGGAGCUGGCCACCAUCGUGUCAGGCUUCUUUAUCAGUCUGCGACCACUGUUCUGGGUGCUGCUCACUCUCUUCAUGGUGGUUUACUUCAUGGCGGUGGUCCUCCGAACCACGCUGAAGGGGUUCACUGCAGAAAGCUGCCCUGGUGAUCCAGACCUUUCGGAGGAUCUGGACCCGGAGCAAUGCCCCUUCCACUUGGUGCAAGGCCAAGUCUAUUGUGGCGAUGUCCUGGGGUGUAUGUUUUCGGUCUUCCGGUGCAUCCUGGGCGACUGCACCACCAAGCCAGGUCAGAGUCUGGUCAUGGUCUUCAGCGAUGGCUUUGGGCUCGGCUUUGAUCUAAUCUAUGCCUUCGGCAUGGUUGUGGUGACUUUUGGCCUCUUCAACAUCAUCACAGCCAUUUUCGUGGAAGCCACCCUGAGAGGUCUCAAGGCAAGCGAUCGGCAGCAAAAAUUUACACGGGACCAUCAGUCUGGCUGGAUGACGCAGCAGCUGGCCAAUUUCGUGGAGCUGGCAACGCAAGAG